AUGGACUAUGUUUUCAAUAUGCUUGAGCAGUACGCUUCUACGUUAGAGGGAGAGGUUGAGGACAGAACGAAGCAGUUAGCAGAGGAGCAAAAGAAGAGUGAUAUCCUGCUGUAUCGAAUGCUACCCAGGUGGAUCAUUGCCACAAAGCAAAUAGGAAGCCCUUCCGUACGAAGGUUCCCUCAGACUCUACUUUCGCUAUGUGGCAGUGAUAAUCUACGUUUAUCUGUAUUGCGUGCCUGCGCUCAAUCUACUCUGCUAUUUCAAAGACAAGUGGCCGAAAAGUUGAAACUUGGUCAAUCUGUCGAACCCGAAACGUUUGAAAGCGUGACUGUGUUUUUCUCGGACGUGGUUUCGUUCACAACCCUUGCUGCAAAGUGUAAAAUCCUAUGCAGGUACGUCGUCUCGUUACCACUACUCCACAUUAACAGGAUGUCAUUCAGACGCGCGCUUCGAUUCAAGAUUUACCACGCAGCAGCGUAG
This is a messenger RNA of Ostertagia ostertagi, 480 nucleotides long. NCBI's taxonomy places the organism in Eukaryota, Metazoa, Nematoda, Chromadorea, Rhabditida, Trichostrongylidae. The record is from the annotation of a GenBank genome assembly.